AUGAUCUCGACGGCUCUGGACGUCCAGCAGCUGGUAGACUCCAGCUCCCACCUGCAGACCCUCGUCCACGCCAAGAACUCGGAGACUGCUGCCCUCGGCUGUCUGGGCAUCGCGGUCAAGUCGCCCAGCCUCGUCUCGUGCACUGAGAUGCCGUCAGGAGUCGUGGCAGGGAAUGAGAUACCUGCGGGAGUCACUGUGACGCUGGACUCCAUUGAUGUGACGCUGGGCAGAGAUCUCCUUAUGAAGACUAGACUCCCAGACGACCAUGCGUCUCCAGCCAGAAGUCUCAAGGUGUAUUGGAGGAACGGUCAGCUGGAGCCGUGCGCCGAGCUGAAGGUGAGCUCGUGGGUCCAGUCGGUGAGGUCAGCGCGAGACAGGCACGAGCAAAACGCUGAGCUCACCCACGGGGAGCGGGGUCUGUACGUGAGGACCAUCCGGCAGAUCCCGCGGGGUCAGGCGUUACUCCUGUGGUACGAGGAUGGGCUGGCCCGGGCCAUGGGCGUGCCCAUACUGACCCUGUCACACAUUCGAGGUCACCAAAGUUACGUAUGCACCGGUUGUAACACAAGAUUCACACACCCCAACACACUCAAAGCACACAUGUUCCUCCAGUGCCGUCACGUGUCACUGACGUCACCAUCGAGCACGGACACGCUGAUCCCAUUCCACCAGCUGCUCCAAACUAUCAGCAAAACACCCAGGGGGCGCCACUCUUGUGAUAAAAAAAUAGAGAUGUGCGGCAAACCGGAAGUGACUACGUUAACUACGUCAUUAUCAACGUCCCUGAAACACAUACCAAAGGCCAACACAACGGAAGACGCCUUGUCUUAUAGGUCAGCGUUCAGGGCGCUGCCCUCGACGUCACGGGAAGUCAAACGAGAACAAAGCUCAGACGAUUCUCUCAUGACGCCAGACUCGUCCACUGACCAGCACUCGGCUCUCAAUUUGUCCGUCAAAACCAGCCACAACUCGCUGUCCGCCGCCAAAGAAGAUCCCAACUUCCGCUCCUGGAACAUUUUCGCUGCUCAGCACAUGAUGGCGCCCUCCAUAGCCGUCCCGUUUGAGUACUCGUCUCUGGCGGGCUGCUACCCCAUCCCCUCCCACCUCCACCCCCUGGAGGUUCAGCUCCUCAACAGCCAGACCUCCAUGCCCAGCCACGCCUACCACGCCCUCCUCGAGUCUAGGAACAGCUGCAGCAGCGAGUUCCAGCUGACACACCUGGACGACAUGCAGGAGUGUGGUGCCCUCCCCUCCUCCAAAGCCCACACCUCCUCCAUGUCGCCCGUACGGCACCUCCGCAACAGCAACCCGUACGGGUUCGCCUUGCCGUCUGAUAAAGAACCCCUGGACCUGCUCCCCCAGGCGUACUUCGCCAACAAGUCCAAGAAAGGCCACCUCUGCCUGUGCUGCGGCAAGCUUUAUUCUAGAAAGUACGGCCUGAAGAUCCACAUGCGCACACACAACGGGUACAAACCCCUCAAGUGCAAGAUUUGUUCCCGACCUUUUGGUGACCCCAGUAAUUUAAAUAAACAUGUCCGACUCCACGCCCAGGGGGAGACACCGUACAGGUGUGAGUUUUGUGGGAAAGUGUUGGUCAGGAGGCGGGACUUGGAGCGUCACGUGAGAUCCCGGCAUCCAAUGGGAUGCGUGGAGGGGGAUGAGACCCUCCCGAUGUGUGAGUCAUCGCCGGAUUCCAGCCCGCUGACCGUGACUGCGGACAGUCCGGAGCCUGUCGUGACGUCACCGCAUGCUGACAUCAGCAAUCACAAAUUAUGACUUGUAUUCAACUUCUAACUGAACACUUUAUGACAUUAGUUAAACAAAAAUGUUUUGUAAUAUCAGCCCAGUUGUAAAUCCGCCUUGAUCUUUGUAAACCAAACAAGCUUUAAUUGUUAAUACGGGCACAAGAGCUUUAAUCUACUCGCGUACCGACAUACAAUUUGUGUCCAGUAGUACAGGCUACUAAAUGGCAUUCCCUGCAAACAUUUGGCAACAAUAUUUCUGCUGUCUGGGUGGCCAAACUCAGCUAUCUAAACCACAGGCCGGGUGGCCAAAC
Physella acuta is the source of this 2056-nucleotide messenger RNA. Its product is annotated as zinc finger protein Xfin. Gene Ontology annotation, biological process: regulation of gene expression. Gene Ontology annotation, cellular component: nucleus. NCBI's taxonomy places the organism in Eukaryota, Metazoa, Mollusca, Gastropoda, Physidae. The record is from RefSeq and is a predicted model, not a curated record. Gene Ontology annotation, molecular function: protein binding.